This is a messenger RNA of Hypomesus transpacificus, 693 nucleotides long. Its product is annotated as putative nuclease HARBI1. The transcript has 2 exons. The coding region runs from base 1 to 693 and encodes 230 amino acids. Lineage: Eukaryota; Metazoa; Chordata; Actinopteri; Osmeriformes; Osmeridae. The record is from RefSeq and is a predicted model, not a curated record.
AUGCUUCCUGAAUUCCCAACAAACCCUAAUGCCUUAAAUAAGCUCAAAGUGGAGUUUCAUGCAAUUGCGGGAUUUCCUAAUGUAGUAGGAGCAAUAGAUGGGACACAUGUAAGGCUGCAGGCCCCCUCUUCGGAUGAGCAUCUAUAUGCCAACAGAAAGGGAUACCACAGCAUUAAUGUGCAAGCAAUAUGUGACGCCAAUUUAAAAAUAACAAAUUGUGUGGCUCGCUGGGCAGGAUCAACCCACGACUCCAGGAUCCUGCUGCAAUCACAUAUUGGACAGGCAUUUGAGCAGGGCCUUAUUGAUGGUAUUCUCCUGGGUGACUCUGGCUAUCCCCUCAAGCCUUGGCUCCUUACCCCAUACCUAAAUCCAAGAAAUCGCAGUGAGGAAAGGUACAACCAUGCUCACUGCAAAACCAGAAAUACAGUUGAGCGCAACUUUGGAGUUCUGAAGAGGAGGUUCCAUUGCCUCCAUGGAGAGCUUCGGAUGUCACCAGCAAGGGUCUGCAAAAUAAUUGGUGCCUGUGUGGUCCUCCAUAAUAUGGCAAGAGAUCUAGCCCUUUCGGAGCCUUAUGAGCCAGAGCUUGGAAUGGUGGUGGAUGCAGAGCCCGCACAGGAAAAUGAGCCUGACAUGGAGCAAGGUGCUGGCCGCUAUGUCCGGCAGGCACUGGUGGAGACAAUCUUCUCAGCAUGA